AUGUCAGAGUCUACAGUACACCGCAUGAAGUAUCUACGUUCCGCUUCCUGCGCACCCCCACCUUCGUUCCCCUUUCUCCCCAUGCUCUUCCCCCCCCGUGUGCUGCCCGCGCACGCCCAACCUCCCCUCCCCUUCAAAUCCCCUCUCACUUUUCCUCUUACCUCUUUCUCCCUCGCCUCUUCUCACUACGCCCUAGAACCUUACCUCACCCACGAGGGUGUCCCCGCGCUCCCCGCGCACAAGCUCACGCGCAACCUGAUGUCGCGCAAGCAGAAGAGCGUCACGCGCAUCUACGGCGGCGCCAUCUGCGGGAAAUGCGUGCGCGAGAGAAUCAUCCGCGCAUUCCUGGUGGAGGAGCAGAAGAUCGUAAAGAAGGUGCUCAAGCUGCAGAAGUCCAAGGAGAAAAUUGCAUCCAAGGUUCCCGCUUAA
This is a messenger RNA of Closterium sp. NIES-65, 429 nucleotides long. Lineage: Eukaryota; Viridiplantae; Streptophyta; Zygnematophyceae; Desmidiales; Closteriaceae. The record is from the annotation of a GenBank genome assembly.